AGCAACAAGCCCAAACACACGAUACUCGCCCUGCACACAUCACACACAACCCUAGUUUAAUCACACAUCAACAACACCAUAUCGCACCGCAAAUGAACAAGCAGACCUACUAUUGCGACAUGUGUAGCAAACAAUUUACGACAAAACUUACUUUAAUCCGACAUAUCAGAACACAUACACACCCGGAACAUACCUGCGGAGUUUGUAAUGAAGCAUUUCAAAAUAACUUAUUACUGAAUAAGCAUUUAAGUUUGCACUCAGCAGAGAGACGGUACGUGUGUGGAGAAUGCAACAAGCAAUUUGCAACAAAAAGCAUUUUGUAUAUACAUAGAAGAACCCACACUGGAGUCAAACCAUUCAAAUGUAAAGAAUGUGACAAGCAAUUUACAAGAAAACAUCAUUUAGAGAACCACAAAAGUGUCCAUAGUGACGUGAAACCAUACAAAUGUAAAGAAUGUAACAAGCAAUUCAAAGGAAGCAAUGGUUUAAAGUACCACGAAAGAGUCCAUAGUGGCGUGAAACCAUACAAAUGUAAAGAAUGUGACAAGCAAUUUACAACAAAACAUUACUUAGAGACGCACAAAAGAGUACAUAGUGGCGUGAAACCAUACAAAUGUAAAGAAUGUAACAAGCAAUUUACACAAAAAGGUAAUUUAGAGACCCACAAAAGAGUCCAUAGUGGCGUUAAACCGUACAAAUGUAAAGAAUGUAACCAGCAAUUUACACAAAAAACUAAUUUAAAGAUGCACGAAAGAGUCCAUAGUGGCGUCAAACCAUACAAAUGUAAAGAAUGUGACAAGCAAUUCAAAGGAAGACAUAGUUUAAAGUACCACGAAAGAGUACAUAGUGGCGUCAAACCAUACAAAUGUAAAGAAUGUAGCAAAGAAUUCAAACAAAAUUAUUCUUUAGUUAUCCAUGAAAGAAUCCAUAGUGGAAUGAAACCAUACAAAUGUAAAGACUGUAACAAAGAAUUCACAACAAAACAAUCAUUAGUUACCCAUGAAAGCGUCCAUAGUGGCGUGAAGCCAUACAAAUGUAAAGAAUGUAACAAAGAAUUCGCACAAAAAAUUCAUUUAGUUGCCCAUGAAAGAGUCCAUAGUGGAAUGAAACCAUACAGUUGUAAACAAUAUGACAAGGAAUUCACACUAAAACAUCAUUUAGCUGUCCAUGAAAGAAUCCAUAGUGAUGUGAAACCAUACAAAUGUAAUGAACGUAACCAGCAAUUAAGUCAAGAAGAUAGUUUUGAGACAAAUAGAAUGAGUCACAUCGGAGAGAAGCCGUAUAGAUGUGAAGAAUGUAACAACCACUUUACAUUAAAAUCUGAAUUAGAGAGACAUAAAAAAAUACACACCGAUGAACAAUCAUACGAAUGCGAAAUAUGUGAAACACUUUUUUUCGAUGAAACAAGUUUAAUGAAACAUAUUGAAAUACAUAUAUCCAAGAUACAAUAACUUUGUUGUUUUGUAAAAUGGUUCAUAAUAGCUCAUAGUGUUUUAUUCGGAUUCAGUCAACAGAAUUUCACUCUACUGCUAUUCACUUCACCAUAUUGCUGGGUACAUUCUCACAGACAAAAUAUCGUAUAGUCGACCGAGAUAAACUAUGCUAACGUCUAUCUUUCAAUUGCACAUGUGAAUACAGAUGGCAAGUUACGGAAAGUUUCCAAAAAGUUCGAAAAGUUCUCGGAAAUUUCACAGGAAACAAGAAAACGUUACAUUUGUUCUUUGAAAUACAAUUUUAAUUGAA
This is a messenger RNA of Cydia fagiglandana, 1743 nucleotides long. RefSeq names its product zinc finger protein OZF-like. Lineage: Eukaryota; Metazoa; Arthropoda; Insecta; Lepidoptera; Tortricidae. Bases 93 to 1451 code for a protein of 452 amino acids. The transcript has a single exon. The record is from RefSeq and is a predicted model, not a curated record.